Molecule: messenger RNA, 786 nt
Organism: Ophidiomyces ophidiicola
Lineage: Eukaryota; Fungi; Ascomycota; Eurotiomycetes; Onygenales; Onygenaceae
Exons: 3
Coding region: 1-786 (261 amino acids)
Source: RefSeq, a predicted model, not a curated record
AUGGAUUCGAGGGACCAGGUCCCAAAUCUCGCGAGCGUUCUACAGACACUCUCAUAUUUUGUUCCACCCCAGGCAGACCAGAGUUCUGCGCCCAUACACGAGCCUGACGGCCGUCCAAGCCCAGAUGAUAGUUAUGACCCUUUGAAUUUUUCGCCGCUGAACUUGCCUGGCGAGGUUGAUACUUCGGCUGCGAGACUGGUCAAGGGACAUUACGAUCGAUCCCUGCCUAGCGUUGGUCCCGAGAAUAUUUUGCCUGAUCCCAGGACAAUUACGGCAUGGCCGACGGCUUUGAAGUAUGUGAUGAAAGCUGUCUCGCAUAAUGAGACUCUUCAGUCUAGGAUUAGACGACUCAUUCGGAGCCAGCAUGACCAUGAGAAAAAGUGGUGGGAGGCACGGGAAGCAUUGAUUUCAAAACAGACGAGUAGGGCAGAUAAGAAAAAGAAGCUUGAUGAAGUCUUGCGGUCGGUUGGUGGUGCAAUUACAACGGGACCGGAAAUAAAUACCCCAGAAGAUGACGCAGCUGAAAUACAAACCUACGAUGCGAAGGUAUACAAAGCGAUGUCCGACAUGUCGCGAGCUCUAGACGUGGAAUUACGAGAACUAGGUAUUCCAUUUUUUGUCAUUAGGAAUGAUAUCAUCGAUCAGAACUCGGCGCCAGACGGUAGCGGCGCCCCCGAGAAUCCAUCUUCCGCAGGUGCGGAUAAGAAUGGAAGUAUAUCUCUUUCGGAGCUGCAAGUGCUUCGACAACGCAUGCUAGAUUUACUAGAGGACCUCUGCAAGGAGUAA